AUGAAUCCUUCUAAUCCUUUCAGUGGGCAGCAGCCUAGUAUGUUUUCAACAUCUUCCAGUGGUUCCUUAGGAGCAUUUCAUGCUAAACAGCCAUUCCGAUUUGGUCAGCCUUCUCUUUUUGGACAAAACAAUCUAUUACCUGGGCAAAGCUCAGGAUUUUCACAGGUUUCCAACUUUCCAGCAUCUUCUGGAGUUAUUCCUUCUUCUUCAGUGCAGACAUUGGGAUUUUCCCAAACUUCAAAUGUUGGACUCUUUUCUGGACUUGAACACACUUCAACCUUUGUAGCUACCUCUGGGCCUUCAAGCACAUCUGUUCCUGGAAACCCAGGAUUUAGUUUUAAAUCACCCACCAAUCUUGCAGUUUUCCCGAGUACUUCUCAUUUUGGACCAGAAGCUGGAGAAAGAGCAAGCUCUGGCUUUGGGAAGACAGAAUUCAGCUUUAAACCUCUGGAAAAUGCAGUGUUCAGACCAAUAUUGGGGGCUGAAUCGGAGCCAGAGAAAACCCAGGGCCAAAUUUCUUCAGGAUGUUUUACAUUUUCCCACCCAAUUAGUAGUGGAUCUGGGGGACUGGCUCCUUUUUCUUUUCCUCAGGUGACAAGUAACUCAUCAACCAAUUCAAAUUUUACCUUUUCAAAGCCAGUUAAUAGUAAUAACUCAUCAUCUGCCUUUGCACCUGCUUCGUCAAAUCAAAAUACGGAGGAAGAGAAAAGAGCCCCCAAAUCACUGUUUGGAAGUUCUAAUAGUAGUUUCACUAGCUUCCCUUUGUCAUCUUCAGGGUCUUUGGCUGACUCCUUCACAGGAGGCAAAGGAGGCAUCAGACAAGUAUGCGAAGAAACUGUGUCACAGAUGGACCCACUCCCCAACCUCAUGAAAGGACUGAAAAGGAAGGAGGAUCAGGAUCGCUCCCCAAGGAGACACGACCGGGACGCAGUGGAAGACUCAGACCCUCUGUCCCGGGGUGACCAUCCUCCAGAUAAGCGGCCCGUCCGCUUGAACCGACCCCGGGGAGGCACUUUGUUUGAUCGGACCUUACAAGACGUCUUGAAGAGCAAUAAAGAAAUAGGUCGCUUAGGCAGCAAGGAACAAAAGAAGGAAAUUGGCUGUGUUGAGUCUGAGGAAAACGACCACAUGACCAUGCCCGGAGGGAGUCAGUCUGUCUUGACACUUUCUAGGCUUCCUGGUGUGAAUAAAGAGGAAGAAACUGAAGGUAGAGAUAAAAAAGAAGAUUCUCUAAGAGGAACUCCUAUGCGUCAUAGUAAAAGAAGUGAAAGCACAGACAGUCUUGGGGGCUUGUCUCCUGCUGAACUCACAGCCAUCCAGUGCAAGAACAUCCCUGAUUAUCUCAAUGACAGAACCAUUCUGGAGAACCAUUUCAGCAAAAUUGCCAAAGUACAACGUGUCUAUACCAGGCGCAGCAAAAAGCUUGCUGUGGUAUAUUUUUUUGAUCACGCAUCUGCAGCCCUGGCAAGGAAGAAGGGGAAAGGUCUACAUAAAGAUGUGGCUAUCUUCUGGCAUAAGAAGAAAAUAAGCCCCAACAAGAAGCCAUUUGCCCUCAAGGAGAAGCAGCUAGGUGAUGGUGAAGCAAACCCAGGCUCAGAAGAUGCAUCCUCCCAGCAUACUUCCCUAUGUAAGCCCAUGGUCAGGGUUGCAGCUGGUGGUUGCCUCCUCAGUAAAAGCUCUCCAGUGAAGAAGCCUAGUCUCCUGAAGACCCUUCAGUUUGAGGUAGACCCCUUUGAUUCUGGCUCUGAGGGCCCUGAGGGUCUUGGGCCCUGUGUGUCUUCCCUCAGUGCCCUUGUGGGCACCGUGGCUGAGACCUCUGAAGAGAAGUACCGUCUUCUGGACCAGAGAGACAGGGUGAUGCGGCAAGCUCGAGUAAAGAGGACUGACCUGGACAAAGCAAGGACUUUUGUUGGGACAUGCCCGGACAUGUGUCCUGAGAAGGAGCGGUAUAUGCGGGAGACCAGGAACCAGCUGAGCGUGUUUGAAGUGAUCCCUGGGACAGACCAGGUGGACCAUGCAGCGGCUAUCAAGGAGUACAGCCGGUCCUCAGCUGAUCAGGAGGAGCCGCUGCCACAUGAGCUUCGGCCAUCAGCAGUGCUCAGCAGGACCAUGGACUACCUGGUGACCCAGAUCAUGGAUCAGAAAGAGGGCAGCCUACGCGACUGGUACGACUUCGUGUGGAACCGGACACGGGGCAUUCGGAAGGACAUCACGCAGCAGCACUUGUGUGACCCCCUGACGGUGUCCCUGAUUGAGAAAUGCACACGGUUCCACAUCCAUUGUGCUCAUUUCAUGUGUGAGGAGCCCAUGUCCUCCUUCGAUGCCAAGAUCAACAAUGAGAACAUGACCAAGUGCCUCCAGAGUCUGAAAGAAAUGUACCAGGACCUGAGGAACAAAGGUAUCUCCUGUGCUGGUGAGGCAGAAUUCCAGGGCUACAAUGUGCUGCUCAACCUCAACAAGGGGGACAUCCUAAGAGAAGUACAACAGUUCCCUCCUGCCGUUAGAAACUCGUCUGAGGUGAAAUUUGCCGUUCAGGCUUUUGCUGCACUGAACAGUAAUAACUUCGUGAGAUUUUUCAAACUGGUUCAGUCUGCGUCUUACCUGAAUGCCUGUCUUUUACAUUGUUACUUUAAUCAGAUCCGCAAAGAUGCACUUAGGGCACUCAAUGUGGCCUACACAGUGAGCACACAGCGGUCCACUACCUUCCCCCUGGACAGUGUGGUGCACAUGCUGCUGUUCCAAGAUGGUGAUGAGGCGACUGACUUCCUUAGUUACCAUGGCCUGGCUACUUCUGAUGGCUGUGUUGAGCUGAACCGGUCAGCAUUCCUGGAACCAGAGGGCUUGUCCAAGGCCAAGAAGUCAGUGUUCAUCACCCAGAAGCUGAUGGUGUCAGUUGGGGAGAUUGUAAAUGGGGGGCCACUGCCCCCCAUCCCCUGCCAGACACCUGUAUGCAGCUUCAACUCCCAGAACAAGUAUGUUGGGGAGAGCCUGGCCACUGAGUCAAUUGCUGGUCCCCAGAAACCUGGCACAGAGGCCACUGGUGGCGAGAGAGGAGAGGAGCGCAAUGCAGAGACCACUGUACCUUUUUCUCUGCCUGGGCUGCUUCCACAGCCCCUGGCCCAUGCACCAUUGCCUAUGUCUCUGCCUCACUUCCCAGCCCCAUCCGUGGCUGUGGGGUCUAGUCUCUUCCAGCCCCCCAUGCAGCCGGAGCUCCACCCACCGAGGAUAGUGCCUGUGUACUCUGAUGAGGACAUUGCCCAGGUGGUGGAUGAGAUCAUCCAGGAGGUUCUCCAGAGGGACUGUGAGGAGGUUGGUGCUGUUGGCGCAGCAUAUGCAGCCACGGCCCUGGGUAUGUCCAUCAUGACUGCAGAGGAGCUGCUGGCAGCCACCACUGAGGGCAUCCUGAGGACUCUUGCAGCUGAGGGUGUGAGUGAGGCACGGGCCCGGGCAGAGGAGGAGCAGCGGCAGGCUGAGCAGGAACGGUUGAAACAGGAGAGAGAACUAGUUUUAAAUCAGCUGAGUCAGGGCCUGGCUGUGGAGCUGACAGAGCUAGUGGUGACAGAAUGUGUCAGCGAGACUGUGGCCCAGGAGCUGAAGUGUGCAUUGGAGGCUGACCAGAGAGCCCGGCUGGACCGCUGCUGUGAGGACGUCUGUGGCCACUUGGUGGACUUGUUCUUAGGGGAGGAAACUUUCCAGACAGCAAGGGAAACCCUUCAGGAGCUUCAGUGCUUUUGCAAAUAUCUACAGCGGUGGAGGGAUGCUGUUACGGCCCGGAAGAGGCUGAGGCGCCAGAUGCGGGCCUUCCCUGCGGCCCCCUGUGGCAUGGACAUGGUCAAACAGUUGAGAGCACUGGCCCCAAGUGCUGAGUGCCCCAUCACGGCAGAGAACCUGGCCCGGGGCAUCCUGAACCUGGGCCACGCGGGCAAGCUGGGUAUCUCCUGCACCAGAUUGAGGCAGCUCAGGGACAUGGCUGCUCAUCGUAUGAAGGUCCAGCACUUCCACCAGCAGCUACUGAGGGAUGCAGUGUGGGCACCUCUGGACCUGCCGACCCUUGUGGCUGAGCACCUUCCUGGGUGGCGGGAGCAUGUAUUCUGGAAGCUGGUGCUGGUGCUGCCAGAUGGAGAAGAGGUGACCCCAGGGAGUCCCAGCAGAAUUCUAGCAAAUUGGUUGAAGGUCAAGUUCAUGGGAGACGGAUGCCUGGCAGACAGUGCAGGCAGCGAUGUGGGUGGGAUCCAGACACUUACUAUGGCAAGCGCUCUCAGCAGCAGAGGGGGACGGACAGUGUCUGUCAGCGUGUGUGUGAAGGUGGCUCGUGGCACCCUCAGUGACCAUGCCCUUGAUGCUGUGGAGAUGCAGAAAGACCUCUUGGGUGCCAGUGCACUACUGCUGCUGCUGCCCCCCCGAAUACAGAGUGAGGACAUGGCUGAGGAAGAUGUGUACUGGCUGUCUGCCCUGCUGCAGCUCAAGCAGCUCCUGCAGGCCAAGCCUUUCCAGCCUGCAAUCCCAUUGGCUGUUCUCGCACCCAGCCUGGAUGGGGAUGCUGUUGAGAGGGACGUGGAAGAUGGCUUGAUGUUGCAGGAUUUGGUGUCAGCUAAGCUCAUCUCAGAUUACACUGUUAUUGAGAUCUCAGAUUCCAUCCAGGACUUACGAGGCACAGCUAAGGUCUCGCGGGCAGUGCAGUGGCUGGUUUCUCGCUCUCCUGGUGCCCUGGACCUCUGUUGCCAGACGCUAACCCAAUACGUUGAGGAUGGGAUUGCCCGGGAGUUCAGUGGCCGGUUCUUUCAUGACCGGCGGGAGCGGCGGCUGGCUGGCCUGGCCUCGCAGGACCCUGGAGCUGUCAUUGAGCUCUUCAAUAGCGUGCUGUACUUCCUAGCCACUGUGGCCUCUUUGGAGCAGCUCUGUGACCUGUCCUGGCCCAUCACUGAGUUUGCUGAGGUUGGGGGUAGCCGGCUAUUGCCCCACCUACACUGGAACAGCCCAGAGCACCUGGCUUGGCUUAAGCAGGCAGUGCUUGCCUUUCAGAUCCCACAGAUGGACCUUCCGCCAUCCGGGGCGCCCUGGGCCCCUGUCUGUGCCAUGGUCUUCCAGUAUGCGUCCCAGAUCUCCAGUUCACGCCAGACGCAGCCUGUCCUCCAGUCCCAGGUGGAGAGCCUGCUCGGCAGGACCUACAGCAGGUGGAAGAGCCAGAACCCCACUCUAGGCGCGUCAGCAGGACCUUCAGUCGCUGAGAUUCCAUGGGACGAUUUCCUUGCCCUGUGCAUUGACCACAAGCUGCGCGACUGGGUGCCCCCCCGGCUCCCCAUCGCCUCAGAGGCAUUGAGUGAAGAUGGUCAGAUAUGUGUAUAUUUCUUUAAAAACCAUUUGAAAAAAUAUGAAGUCCCAUUGUCAUGGGAACGGGCCAGAAUCCAGACACAGAAGGAGCUACAGCAGAGCCGGGGAUGCUUGGGGAUGAAGUCUCUCUACUCUUCUGGUAACCAUUUCCCUGCUCCGUUACUUCACGUCCACCUGAAGCAGAAAAGGAGCACUGUGGCUGGCCAGGAAGGGGGCAUUCGCAGUGCGGAGGACUUGAUCUGUGGUGCUUCAGUCGGAGAGCGGCUCUCGCAGUGCCUGUCCAGCAGCCUUCUGCUAGAGAAGGAGGAGAACAGGAGGUUUGAAGAUCAGCUUCAGCAGUGGUUGUCUGAAGAUUUGGAAGCAUUUACAGAUUCAACUUCCCUUCCCCUCUACCUUCCUCAGACUCUGGUGUCUCUGCCUCAGACUAUCCAAUCAGCGAAAUCUUCUACAAGUACUAGUCCACAAAACAAAAGGACAAGAGAGCACCUGCAGCCAUCUGAGGCCACAGAUGUGUCUCUGACUGAGCGGCUGAAGCACCUGGAAAGGCUUAUCCAGAGCUCGAGAGAGGAGGAAGUUGCCUCCGAGCUCCAUCUCUCUGCACUGCUGGACAUGGUGGACAUUUGA
Molecule: messenger RNA, 5955 nt
Organism: Orycteropus afer afer
Lineage: Eukaryota; Metazoa; Chordata; Mammalia; Tubulidentata; Orycteropodidae
Gene: MCM3AP
Product: minichromosome maintenance complex component 3 associated protein
Exons: 28
Coding region: 1-5955 (1984 amino acids)
Biological process (GO): mRNA export from nucleus
Cellular component (GO): cytoplasm; nucleus; transcription export complex 2
Molecular function (GO): nucleic acid binding
Source: RefSeq, a predicted model, not a curated record